CGGACGGGUAACCGACCUAACGUCUCUUCCUCUUCUUCUUCCUGACAGCCGCGCACAGAAUCCAGGAAGUUCUUGGUGUCUGAAAACGCUCUCGGUGCCCGAAUUUAUUUCUGCCGUCCGAAUUCACUUCCGUUUUGUAGCUUUAUCUACUUGGUAGAUUUAAAUAAUAAUAAUAAUAAAAAACAGACGCUGGAAAGAGGAGAGAAAGCAUAACAAACAGACACAAAAAUGCGUGAAAUCGUACACAUUCAAGCUGGCCAGUGCGGCAAUCAAAUUGGCACAAAGUUCUGGGAAGUGAUAAGCGACGAACACGGUCUAGACAAACAAGGGUUGUACCACGGAACGCACGAGAUCCAGCUGGAGAGAAUCAGCGUCUAUUACAAUGAAGCAACAGGUAUGCGAUUUGUCCCGAGAGCCGUCAUGGUGGACCUGGAGCCAGGGACGAUGGACGCCAUUAGAAUGGGACAAUUUGGGGAUCUCUACAAGCCAGAUAAUUUCCUAUUUGGUCAGAGCGGGGCCGGGAACAAUUGGGCCAAGGGCCACUACACAGAAGGGGCAGAACUCGUCGACUCCGUCAUCGAAGUAGUCAGGUCAGAGGCCGAAAACUGCGACAGCCUACAAGGUUUCCAGAUUGUGCACUCGCUAGGUGGGGGCACUGGCUCGGGCAUGGGCACCUUACUCAUCUCCAAAAUACGGGAGGAGUACCCGGAUAGAAUCAUGAACACCUUCUCCGUCGUCCCCAGUCCUAAGGUUUCGGACACAGUCGUGGAGCCCUACAACGCCACUCUCUCGUUCCACCAGCUGGUUGAAAACACGGACGAAACUUACUGCAUCGACAACGAAGCCCUCUACGACAUCUGCUUCAGGACGCUCAAGAUCAACACCCCGACCUACGGCGACCUGAACCACCUGGUGUCCCUCACCAUGUCUGGACUGACGACCUGUCUCAGGUUCCCGGGUCAGCUGAACGCUGACCUGAGGAAGCUGGCUGUCAACAUGGUUCCUUUCCCGCGUCUUCACUUCUUCAUCCCUGGGUUCGCGCCACUCGUGUCUCGAGGAAUGCAGAACUACAAGGCCAGCACCGUCGCUGAGCUCACCUACCAGCUCUUCGACGCCAAGAACAUGAUGGCGGCUUGCGACCCACGCCACGGCAAGUACCUGACGGUGGCCACCGUCUACAGAGGGAGGAUGUCCAUGAAGGAGGUGGACGACCAGAUGCUCAACGUCCGAAGUAAGAACUCCGCCUACUUCGUCGAGUGGAUUCCAAACAACUGCAAGACGGCUGUGUGCGACAUUCCACCCAGAGGAAUGAAGAUGGCGGGAACUUUUAUUGGGAAUUCCACUGCUAUUCAAGACCUGUUCAAGCGCAUCUCCACGCAGUUCACCGCUAUGUUCCGGCGAAAGGCUUUCCUCCACUGGUACACGGGCGAGGGGAUGGACGAGAUGGAGUUCACCGAAGCAGAGUCCAACUUGAACGACCUGGUGGCCGAGUACCAGGAAUACCAGGAGGCCAAGGCCGAGGACGAUUACGGCCAUGAGGAACACGAAGCGGAGCACGAAGCACCGGAGGCGGAAGAGGAGGAGGAGGAGGAGGAGGAGGAAGAAGAAGAGGAGGAGGAAGAGGAGGAGGAGGAAGAGGAGGAAGAAUAAGAAAACAAAUUAAACAGAACAGAAUAGGAACAAUGUAUGAUAAUGAAUAUUAGAAAUCGAGACAAAAUAAAGAAUAUAAUAGAGAAAAACUAAAGAGCAUAAACACAUAGUAUGAACAACAGAACAAGAGGUAAAGUAACAGAAAAGACUCACAAAUAUUUUAUUAAAUAACAGAAUAUUUCUCCGCCUUUUAAUUUGAAAUGAUUAGGCCAACUGACAAACCAAUAACAAAAAGAAAGCAACACCAAAUCCUUAGAAUAAUUGCACAGUGAAGGUCAUAAAAGUCUUUUUUUACAAAGAAAGGGAAACCUACGUAACGCCGAGUAACAAUGCGAUAAUAAACGUGACCACAAAAUUUUACAAAGGUAAAUAUAAAAGGUAAUCUGCGAUGAAUCAUCCAUAACAUCUACGAAUCUGGCACUGGUAAUCAGCACUAAAACGAACAGCGAAUGAAUAAAAAAAAGUGAUGAAACGCAGACAGAAGCAAGGAAGCAGCAAUAAGUCAGAUUAAAGAGUCAUUAAGGGAGAAACAAGUUAUCAGGAAAACCGUUCACUUUCUAGCAUCCGGCCUAACCGCCACUCACUGAUCUUCCAGAUUCCACCCGUCCAUUUCCACGACAGACCCAAAUAUCAAAGGCAGAAACUUAUUAAAAUAGAUCUGACAAACUACUGAGGCUAGAGCAGUGGUUCUCAACCUGGGGGGCGCGCCCCCCUAGUGGGUCGUCAGCAAUUUCCAGGGGAGACGCGAGCCCUGGGGAAAAAUUAAUAAAAAAAAUUCUCUAAUUAUAUUCGUUAUUCUCUUAGCGAGUGAGGAACGCAUAUUCAGGAGUUUGUGAAAAAAUGCAACAGUAUCGUCUUAUAACGUUACUUUCCUAGAGUCUACUACUCUAGUUAGGCACGUUGGGCUGACAAUGUUUUGUAAUUAUUGACCUCCCUCCCUAUCCCUCGAAACCCCUUCUUUUACUCUUUUUUUUCAAGUCUGGGAGGGAAUUUUACUCACAUAUACAAGGGGGGCGUGGCAGAAAGGACCGACUCUUAUAGGGGGCGUGGCAGAAAGGACCGACUCUUAGAGGGGGCGUGGCAGAAAGGACCGACUCUUAGAGGGGGCGUGGCAGAAUGGACCGACUCUUAGAGAGGGCGUGGCAGAAAGGACCGACUCGUAGAGGGGGCGUGGUCCUAUAUAGGUUGAGAACAACUGGCUGGAGAGACGCCUCCCCUAAAGGAUUGAAAUCAAUUACAAGCAAGACUUUUCAGACGCUUUUGACAAUCUUCAAUCUUUACCAAGACAUAUGACAAUCACCCCUCUUGAAUACCAUUUUCCCUGGAUAAAGGCGCUCACCUCACCCCCUCCACCCAAGCCGCACCCGUCCAGCCCUCCCCUUUAUCCAAACUAAAUAUAUAUAUUAAAAAAAACCUACAGGUUCUAUAACUUUACAUAAAUCCUGCUUUCGAACAAAUACUCUCCAAUGCCUCAUGAAUGUAAAGUCGACGCAGGUGCGCGCGCCAAUAGAUACUAUUCCCCAUAUAUCCAUUAAUAGUCGUUUCUAUUUCGAAAAUAUUUAUGAUGCUUAAUUACUAUUACACUCGUGAACGAAGCGCUUGUCGUAUAUAAAUUUCUUAUAAAAUAUACACACCCAAACUGAGUCAUUACAGACACUGUUAAAUGCUGGAGGUCUUUUUAUUUUCUAGGUUUUCAUAAUCAAUCUCACCUUCAGAUAUUCCAAAGUUCUGAUUAAAGAAUAUUAUAUUUAUUUAUAUACACACACACACACACACACACACGCAAAAGAUGUAAAUACAUAAACAACCUAAGUUUAAGUGAUAUAGACAAUAAUAGAAAAAACUAACUGGGUAAGAAUUAGAUGCCAUCAUGGAAGCACAAAGCCAAUUUCAAGGUCAAACGCUUUGAAAGUCUUUUUACAAAAGUGAACGUCUUCAAUGCCGCCACAGGAACCCCACGCACGCAGCACAAAACGUAAACCCACUUCAGGAAGUCUUGUAUCUGAAAUGUUGAAGAUGCCGAAACAAAAUCACACCUUCGAUGUAAUGGGGCACCGUAGAACUGCAAUCCGAGGUUGAAUGAAUAGUUGGGGCCAGUGGAUACCAGAGCCAGCAACUAGGUCCACUCCAGUUUGUCUAACUCCCUACAAAAAUGCUUUCUCUUCUAAUGAAACAAAAUGAAAUUAUGUGGCCUGUAGUCACUACGGGAAUACAGAUCUAAGCUCAGUACAGACCGAAUCAUCAUCAUCUCUCCUCAGUGACAGGGAAAAACCAUAUUGAAAAAACCUUCGAUUUCAGGAUAACGGCGACACUUCAGUACACAUUAAAAGGGAAACGAAAAAACUUGCGUGUGCAUGACACACUCUCUUCAGUUUUUGAAGAAUAACAACCUUCGAUAUUCAUCUCCUAUUUAUUCUUGUAUUCGACGUCAUCACGCAAAGGUACUGAUACGGAAUCAAAAUGUCUGUUUUCUUCCAUAAUUUUCCAUUGAAGAAGAACGUGCGGUUUAAAGGUAACAAACAACAUUUUAUGUCUUUUUUUUCUCAUCCAAUAAAAGUUGACAACUACAGAAA
Macrobrachium nipponense is the source of this 4223-nucleotide messenger RNA. Its product is annotated as tubulin beta chain-like. The transcript is spliced from 7 exons. Gene Ontology annotation, cellular component: cytoplasm; microtubule. The record is from RefSeq and is a predicted model, not a curated record. NCBI's taxonomy places the organism in Eukaryota, Metazoa, Arthropoda, Malacostraca, Decapoda, Palaemonidae. Gene Ontology annotation, molecular function: GTPase activity; structural constituent of cytoskeleton; GTP binding. The coding region runs from base 229 to 1650 and encodes 473 amino acids. Gene Ontology annotation, biological process: microtubule cytoskeleton organization; mitotic cell cycle.